Phytophthora sojae is the source of this 453-nucleotide messenger RNA. RefSeq lists its product as hypothetical. The record is from RefSeq and is a predicted model, not a curated record. The transcript has a single exon. Lineage: Eukaryota; Oomycota; Peronosporomycetes; Peronosporales; Peronosporaceae. Bases 1 to 453 code for a protein of 150 amino acids.
AUGCUUGUGGACGGCGCUGCGUACGUGGUCGAGACUUCGGGCAACGCCACCACCUCUGCUGCUACCCAAACAGUCCGAUGCCUCGAGUCUUUCCCCCCGUUCGAGUCCAUCGUGUCCGCGUUGAAUACCUUGAAGGCGGUACCGAGCUCGUUGGUCGACGACGAAGCGAUUGACUGCUCGAGCGGCGCCUUGUUCCAGACUUCGACGCCGAUCGGAGGUGUGGACUUUACCGUGUGCACCGCGGGGUACGGGUUUAUUGCGUACGGAGGUGAUAUCACGAUGGUUGUAGAGUACCUGGACGCCCCGCUGCGCAGCAUCAGCGCGCCGGCACUGACAGAUAGCAGCGCACAUUGCGCCACCGUAGCGAAGGCAACUGCAGUCACGCCGAUCACUGCAGCUUUGCUAACUGGGGAUGCACAUGCGUAUACAUGUCCUAGCGAGGAUAAGUGCUAG